Drosophila innubila is the source of this 2584-nucleotide messenger RNA. It is a transcript of the gene Gpo1, whose product is annotated as glycerol-3-phosphate dehydrogenase, mitochondrial. Gene Ontology annotation, cellular component: glycerol-3-phosphate dehydrogenase (FAD) complex; mitochondrion. The coding region runs from base 253 to 2433 and encodes 726 amino acids. Gene Ontology annotation, biological process: glycerol-3-phosphate metabolic process. Lineage: Eukaryota; Metazoa; Arthropoda; Insecta; Diptera; Drosophilidae. The record is from RefSeq and is a predicted model, not a curated record. Gene Ontology annotation, molecular function: glycerol-3-phosphate dehydrogenase (quinone) activity; calcium ion binding. The transcript is spliced from 9 exons.
AAAAAAGCUGCACAUGCAACAGCAACAGCUGCAUUCGCAGCUAGCCAACGAACCUCCUAGACGACAGACCGACGACGACUGUCAAGCGAUUCAGAGCUACAGGCAGAGCGAAACGUACGGACGGGGUAGCAGCAGCAGCAGUUAGAGUAUUCCAGCUGAGAACGACUACAACUACGACUGCUUCCAGCAUCAGAACAUCAACAACGCAGCAGCAGCAACAGAAGCAGCAAAAGAGUACGCGUUUAAGAGAAGAUGUCGUCGCGUAUGUUUAAAUUUGGCGUCGCCGCAGCCAGCGCCUGUGUGGGCUCUGUGGUGGCUUCAUGGAGCAUUGAUCGCUGGAAUUCACCACAUGUGGUCAACAAUGCCAUGCAACGUCCACCCAAACGCAAGCGCACUCUUCCCAUGCGCAGUGAACAAAUCAAAUCCCUGAUGAGCGGCGAGGAAUUCGAUGUGCUCAUCAUUGGUGGCGGUGCCACAGGAGCAGGUUGUGCUCUGGACUCCGUAACGAGAGGUCUUAAGACGGCACUCGUGGAGCUGGACGACUUUGCCAGCGGCACCUCAUCCCGUUCCACCAAGCUGAUCCACGGUGGUGUGCGUUAUCUGCAGAAGGCCAUUCUGGGCCUAGACCUGGAGCAGUAUCGAAUGGUUAAGGAGGCGCUGCAGGAGCGUGCCACAAUGCUGGAGUCGGCGCCACAUUUGACGCAUCCGUUGCCCAUCAUGCUGCCCGUUUACACGUGGUGGCAGUUGCCCUAUUAUUGGGUGGGCAUCAAGGCCUACGAUCUGGUUGCCGGCGAUCGUAAUGUGAAGAGCUCGUAUUUGCUGUCCAAGAAUGAUGCACUGGAGCUGUUUCCCAUGCUGAAGAAGGACAAGCUGUGUGGUGCCAUUGUCUACUACGAUGGCCAGCAGGAUGAUGCCCGCAUGUGCCUGGCGGUGGCAUUGACGGCAGCUAGACAUGGUGCCACCGUGUGCAAUCAUGUGGAGGUCAAGGAGUUGCUCAGGAAGGACGAUGGCACUGGCAAGAAGGUGCUCUGUGGCGCCAAGGUUAAGGAUCAUAUAUCCGGCAAGGAGUUCACCGUCAAGGCCAAGUGCAUUAUCAAUGCAACCGGCCCCUUCACCGACUCCAUUCGCAAAAUGGACGAUCCGACGGUGAAGAGUAUUUGCGCGCCCAGCUCUGGAGUGCACAUUGUGCUGCCCGGCUACUACAGUCCCGAUCAGAUGGGUCUGCUGGAUCCCUCGACAUCCGAUGGACGCGUCAUCUUCUUCCUGCCCUGGCAACGGCAAACGAUUGCCGGCACCACAGAUCUACCCUGCGAAAUAACGCACAAUCCCUCACCCACCGAGGAUGAGAUUCAGUUCAUUUUGAGCGAAAUCAAAAACUAUCUUAAUGCCGACGUUGAGGUGCGUCGUGGCGAUGUCUUGUCCGCCUGGAGCGGCAUUCGUCCGCUCGUCUCCGAUCCCAACAAGGAGGACACGCAAUCUCUGGCGCGUAAUCACAUCGUCCACGUCAGUCCCUCAAAUCUCAUUACCAUUGCCGGUGGCAAGUGGACAACCUAUAGAGCCAUGGCCGAGCACACACUCGAUGCAGCCAUCAAGGCUUGCAACCUGAAGCCCGAACGUGCCGACGCUGUUACAUCGUUCCUGAAAAUCGAGGGCGGUCAAGGCUGGACACCGACCAUGUACAUCCGCCUGGUGCAAGAUUUUGGCCUGGAGUGCGAGGUGGCACAGCAUCUGGCUAAAUCGUAUGGCGAUCGUGCCUUUGCCGUAUCCAAGAUGGCAUCGCUCACGGGCAAACGUUGGCCCAUCAUUGGCAAUCGCAUCCAUCCCGAGUUCCCCUACAUUGAUGCGGAGAUUCGCUAUGGCGUCCGUGAAUACGCUUGCACCGCUAUAGAUAUGAUUGCUCGUCGUCUGCGUUUGGCCUUCCUCAACGUGCAGGCCGCUCAGGAGGCACUGCCCGUGAUUGCGGACAUUAUGGCCGAGGAGCUGCAAUGGUCCAAGGAGGAGAAGGAGCGCCAAAUCAAGCAGGCAACUGACUUUUUGGCCAACGAAAUGGGACAUGCGGUCAAUCGCUCAUCCAAGGAAAGAAUACCAAUCAAACUGUCCAAGGAGGAGAUUCAGACAUAUGUGAAACGCUUCCAGUUGAUUGACAAGGACAAGAAGGGUUAUGUCUCCAUCAAUGACAUUAGGCGGGGACUCAAGAGCUUCGGCGAUGGCGAUGUCUCCGGCGAGCAAUUGCACGAUAUUCUCAGGGAGAUCGACACCAACAUGAACGGUCAAGUGGAACUCGAUGAGUACUUACAGAUGAUGUCUGCGAUUAAGACCGGUGAUGUGGCGUAUUCCCGAUUCGCCCGCAUGGCCGAGCUGGAGGAGCAGAAGCACGAGGCGGCCAAUCUGAAGACGAAGAUCAGUGUCGAUCGCUCCGGCGGCGGCCUGUAAACGUUAAGCGACUUAACAAUACGAUGACACACGAUGCGCUCAUCUAUAGUAAAUCAAGCACACUUUUUUUAGCAUUAAGUUCAACGAAUUAUACACAAUCUAUUUAAAAUUAUUUCUUUUCAUUUUAUUGUUAAUAAAGUCUUGAAACUUA